CCCACUUCCAUUUUAUACCAUCCACUCCCCCCAGCAAUCUCACACAUCCCCACACGAACGAUCAAACUCGGAUCCGUCCGCCAGCCAUGGCUCGGCUCGCCGCCCUCCUCCUCGCCUUCGCCGUCGCCGUCUCCGCCACCACGCUGGCCCACGGCCGCGACCUCCCGACCCAGAUCAAGCUGACCAAGGGCGGCGGCGCGGUGGGCGGCGACAGCCAGGAGUGCGUGUACACGGUGUACGUGCGGACGGGGUCGAUCUGGAAGGCCGGGACGGACGCCAACAUCACGCUGGAGCUCUACACGGCGGGCAACGCCGACGGCGUGGCCAUCUCGGACCUGCCGUCGUGGGGCGGGCUCAUGUGGGGGGGCCACUCCUACUUCGAGCGCGGCAACCUGGACAUCUUCAGCGGGCGCGGGCCGUGCAUGGCCACCGCGCCCUGCCGGAUGAGGGUCUCCUCCGACGGCACCGGCGCGCACCACGGCUGGUACUGCAACUACGUGGAGGUCACCGUCACCGGCCCACACCGCGGCUGCGCGCAGCAGCUCUUCACCGUCGAGCAGUGGCUCGCCACCGACGCCGCGCCCUACAAGCUCGAGGCCGUCGUCGACCGCUGCCCCGCCGAUGGCGCCGCCGCCUCGGAGUAAGACCGAGUACGCCGGCCUCACACUGUGUGGUGGUAGCAAUAAGCUGCGGGGCCGUGCGUGCCGGCCCCGUGAUCCGCGUGCGCCGCGCCGGAGAUGUACUACUAUAUGAGUUCGUGCUGCUGGUGGCGAAAUAAUCGGGGACCUGAUUUGUACUGUGUGCCAUUAGUGGGAGUUGUCAUUAGUUGCGGUGGCUGUUUUGUACGUUGAUGGUGUCAAUAUGGCAUCUUCAUUUGUGUGUAUCUUUGUCCAUGUUUUCAUGCGGUGAAUGUAGAUUCAGUUCCAAGCUCUA
Messenger RNA from Triticum urartu, 933 nucleotides. RefSeq names its product PLAT domain-containing protein 3-like. Lineage: Eukaryota; Viridiplantae; Streptophyta; Magnoliopsida; Poales; Poaceae. Gene Ontology annotation, molecular function: protein binding. The record is from RefSeq and is a predicted model, not a curated record.